UUAUUAUAUCGUAAAUAUCAUUACUUUAAGCUUUAAUUGAAUCAGAAAUAAAUAGUUUUUAAUGACCAAAUUUCCUAAAUUAAAUGAGUUGUUCAAGUUAUGUUUACUAAAAUGAUAAGUCUUAUCAGUUUGACAUUACGUUUGAAUAUGAUAGUUGAAGUGUUAUCUAAUGCUCUAACCUAUGAUCUGUGAUUAAAUAGUAUAAGUGUGUGAUAAAAUGGCUUACGACUUACAAAAAGAAGAAGAGGUCAAGGAAUUUGUGGAAAAUCUCGGUAUAGAAUACAGAUUUGGUUGUUACAAAGAAAAAAAGCCCGAAGUAUGCCAUCUUUUAGGUGAUUACCUCGAAGCGAUUAAAAAAGACUUCAGCAAAGCGGGAAAAGUAUUUAAAAACAAUUGUUUAGAAUAUAAAUACGGUAAAUCAUGCUUAAAGAUCGGAAAUUACAAUUUGAUUGGAAAGGGUCUAGAUAAAAGUGAUACUCAAGAAGCACUGAAAUAUUUCGAGAAAGGUUGUGAAUUGAAUGAGCCAACUGCAUGCCUUCAUGCUGGUUUAUUGCUCACAGGAAGUGGACCUGAUAGUAAAAUUGACAGAAAUGUUCCAAAAGGUUAUGAUUAUUUGACAAAGAGCUGUGAAGGCAAAGACGCAAAUGCAUGCCACUAUUUAGCUGGAAUGUACCUGAGUGGCGUCCCAAAGAAUCCAAAAGAGUUCAACCCACACAAACCAGAGAAGAAUAAAAAUAUUGAGUAUCUUAUCAAACAAGAUUACAUGAAAGCAUUUGAAUUUGCCAAAAGUGGUUGCGAGUUGGGUAAUAUGUAUGCCUGUGCUAAUGUCAGUAUUAUGUACAAGAAAGGCGAUGGAGUUGAGAAAAAUUUAGAAUUAUCGAAGAAGUAUUUUGAAAUUGCACAAAAUCUCCAUAAAGCUCAUGAACUAACUAAAGAACUUAAAUUCCAACAGGGCCUAGAUGAAGACAAAAAAUGAAUGAAUAGUAUAUUACGUAAAAAUUUGCAUUUGUUUUGCAUUCUUAGAUAUUAUAAUAAAUUAUUAUAGCUGUA
Leptidea sinapis is the source of this 1050-nucleotide messenger RNA. RefSeq names its product cytochrome c oxidase assembly factor 7 homolog (gene Coa7). Bases 218 to 976 code for a protein of 252 amino acids. NCBI's taxonomy places the organism in Eukaryota, Metazoa, Arthropoda, Insecta, Lepidoptera, Pieridae. Gene Ontology annotation, cellular component: mitochondrial intermembrane space. Gene Ontology annotation, molecular function: protein binding. The transcript is spliced from 2 exons. The record is from RefSeq and is a predicted model, not a curated record.